ACUUACAUUAUUGUAUAACUGCUAUACAGUAUUGUACGAACAGUUGUAAGCCUACAUUGCAUUCGUUCACUAUGCUCAGAUUAAAGGCGAUGCAACAAUGGAAGCUAAUUUCUGCUGUUUUCUUAAUUAUCUGCAUUGUUGACAUUGGAGCGACUCUUAAGCACGAACCCCUGACAGACGAGACGUCGCAGUACAUGAAGGACCAGUGUAAGGGGGCGAUGCCAGCAGGGGAGGUGAGGUUGGAAGGUACAGUCACCACCAAAGCGUACGCCCAUAGAGCCCAGGAGGUUAUUGACAUGGAGGUCAGGGAAGACGAUAUCUGGAUAAUAUCAUUCCCUAAAACAGGUACGACAUGGACUCAAGAAAUGGUCUGGCUGUUGAAAAACAACCUUGAUUACGAAAAGGCCAGAAAAAUGAUUUAUGAAAGAUAUUUGUUCUUGGAGUACAGACUCUUAUGGGGGGAUAAGCCAGAAGACAGCUACGAAGUUAUUCCUGAUAUGAUACAGGAGGUUAAGGAUGCUCAUCCUCCAAGGUAUAUCAUGACCCAUCUUCCAAAACAUCUGCUGCCAAAAGACAUUUUGACCGUGAAGCCUAAAAUAAUUUAUGUGACCAGAAAUCCUAAGGAUGUGGCAAUUUCGUACUUCUAUCAUUUUAUGGCUUGGAACAACUACAAGGGAACCAUGGAUCACUUUUUGAAAGCAUUUGUUGAAGACAAAGUUGUAUACAGUCCGUACUAUGAUCAUGUUCUUACGUACAAGAAGCUCAGCGAGGAGAAUGAUAAUAUUCUCUUCAUCACUUUCGAGGAUAUGAAAAAGGAUCUAUCAAAGGUGGUCAAGAAAACAGCGGAGUUUCUCAAAGUUACCUACAGCGACGAAGAAUUAAAAGCAUUAAUUGAACACCUAAGUUUUAGCAAAAUGAAACAAAACCCAGCAGUAAACUACCAUCAGGAUUACAUCGAGCUGGAAAAGAAAUACGGUGUUAAAAAAAUGGCAAAUGGAGAACCUUUAUCAUACAUAAGAAAUGGGGAGGACGGUGAAUGGGAACGUGUCAUGACUCGGGAGCAAAUAAAAAUGUUUGACGACUGGACAAAAAAGACUAUGGAAGACAAAGGCAUCAAUUUUUCCGAAAGAUUGAACUAGAGUAGUGGGUUAAAAAAAGUGUAAAAAUGUAUGUUGAAAGAAAACAUAAAACAAUAAACUGUA
Molecule: messenger RNA, 1202 nt
Organism: Macrosteles quadrilineatus (aster leafhopper)
Lineage: Eukaryota; Metazoa; Arthropoda; Insecta; Hemiptera; Cicadellidae
Product: luciferin sulfotransferase-like
Exons: 8
Coding region: 72-1139 (355 amino acids)
Biological process (GO): sulfation
Cellular component (GO): cytoplasm
Molecular function (GO): sulfotransferase activity
Source: RefSeq, a predicted model, not a curated record